GUUUUCUAACUGAAGGAUUAGCAGAGUGCCUCCAUUUAAAAUUUAUGGAGAUUGAGUCAGCCUUUCAAGAGAACCAACUCCAGAUGCUUAAGUUAAAUGAUAACUUCAUUAAGUUACAGGAGCUUCUUGGCGAUGAGUGUGAUUUUGAGACACUAGAGAUUGAUUCCAUAUUUGAAUUCACUACGAGUGUUCUGGAAGAUAUUAAUAAUAAGAUGCUUAUACAGAGAUCACAAAAUCAACGAUUCGAGAAAGAAGUUCUUGGCCCUGAUAGUAAUCAAGAUCUUGAAGGGAUCGCAAAUACUGAUAUUUCAGCAGCUCUGAGGCACUCUUCGCCUACCAAAAUUGAUGAUAUUAGAGAGAACUAUGAUACCUCAGACUUUAAAUCAAAUAACAUAACCACAGAAAAUGAAGGAACUUAUGAGAUUAUUAAUGCUAAAUAAAUAUCAGAAAGAAAUGCAAUUUAACCAAUUUGAUUCUAUAAAAGAUAACCAUACUAUUUCAAGAAGUGCAAACUCCCCUGUGAAGAAUCAAGAUUACAAAAGUUUGCCGUCAAGAUCAAUGCAGAAGAAGAAAGAUGAUAAAGAGAAGAUGAAAACCAAGAACCCAAGAGAGAAUAGAAAUAAAAUUCCAAAACAUCCAACUCAAACAUCAAACAAGAGGAAGUCAACUUCAAAAAUACCUGGGGUAAAGCCGAACUCAGUCUCAAGAUCCAACAAUAUUUCUAGAAAAGAGGAACCAAAGAAACAUAAAGGGAAAACUCCCAGCUUUGGAAAUUCCAAUUCCCCUCUUUUCCUAGACAAUGAGCAAGUUGAAGAGGAAAGAAAUGCAAUUCCAGAACCUACCACCCAAUCUAUAAAAACUGAAGAAGCAAAACUUGAUCGUAAAAGACUAACUCCAAAAAGUACUACUCCUGACAUAACAGAAAAAUUUAAAGCCCCUGUGCUUAGCAACAGAGAAAUGAGGAAAUCUGGAUCUAAAAAGCCCUUACGUCCUCUUCAUCGGAACCGUAAUCCUUCUCGCCCCUCUCCUCACAACAAAAAGUCUCCCCAUGCUACUCCAAAGAACACAAAGACUGACUCUCAAACUCCUAAAGAGCACUCCCUUCGUUCAAAUCCCCAAAAGCCUUAUAGGGCUCCACCACCGAAUGUUGGAAGGCGCCAGCAGUCAGUUGGUAUGAAGGCAGUUCCGAGGACUCCUACUGGCAAACAGAAGAAUAAGACUACUCGUAUUGAUGAUAAAAGAACUCCCAGCAGAUCGCCGAGAGGGAUGAGCCCUCAAAUGAGAUUUAUGAGCCCAACCCAAAGCUCAAAGCAUAAAAGAAGUAAUCAGAAAAAUCCAAAUAAAGACAAGCCAAAGAAAUUAUAUACUGUGGACGACUUGAACAAAGGUUUUCCUCAUAGAAAAACGGAAGAGAUCAAGAAAUUUGAUAUUGACCAGAUAGAUCAAGAAAAAGAUAUUGUAUCCUAUACAGAUCAUAUUUCUGAUAUACCAAAUGCAGAGAAGAUACCUUCACAUCAUCUUGAGGAGGACUAUGCUGGAGCAAUGGAGUUUAAGAGUACAAAAACUCAUAGCUUAAAGGGAUCUUUCAAAAAUGUACAGCAUCCAGACGACUCUCAUGAGAAAUCUCUAAAGGGUCAUGCUAAUACACCUGCUUUCCAAGAUCCCGCAUCGAAGCUUUCAACUAUUGAGAAAUGAGAACAGAUUGGUCAAGUAAAUGACAGCGACACCAAAAGAGAUUUUGGAGAGAAAAUGCACCUUAACAUUUCUGGAAAUAGUUCUCCAAAGAAGAGCAUUCAAAAGACCAAGGUUAAUAAGAAGCCAAAAGAUAAGAUGAAUCGAGUUAGUAAAGAAAUAGAAAUAAAGCAAGGGAAACAGAUAAAGCCUUUGGUAUCACCUGAUAUGUCAGGUCACCAAAUCCUCACUCCAGACUCAAAUAAAUCAAGAGACGAAUCUGCUAUUAAAGAAGAUAGUUCCAAAGGACAUCAUGAGAUUGUCUCAUUGCUUAGUCAUCCAAAUAUGUUAUUCAAUGAUGCAAGCUCUAUUAAAUACAGUGUUGAUAACCAAAAUAUGUCCAACUUCUCUCUUCCAUCUCUGGCAGGAGAUGGUGUCAAACCAGGGUUUGACACUCUAGAUGGGAUGUGCUAUGACUUAAUCUGAGCAUUCGUCGGAGAAAGACUUCCAACAUUUAUAUUUGUCAAUAAGAAGGUCUGAACAACCUUUUUAGAUUUCCAGCUUGAAAUCAAUGAAGAGGUUCUUAAUGCUCUAAACGAAAGAGCAGAGAUGUCUGCUUCCUAUUCAUUACAAAACUUGUCACAAGCUGAGGUAAAAUCUACAAGAGGGUCAACAUCUAAGAUCCAGAAGAAAAAGACAAUCUUCUCUCUGACAGAUGCAUGUCAUGAAAGAUUCUGCGAAUCUAUUCAGACAGAUAUUGGUCCUCUGAUGGAAACUCUAUCAAAUUAUGCUCUGAAAAAGAAGGACAUUGUGAUUAUGAAAAUGUACUUUAGCUUUAUGGCAAAGAAAUAUAGCAGUAGGCACGACAACUUGUUUAUGAGACAGACCCACAGAUUCCUUUAUGAGAACAGAGACGAUAUUGAAGAUGCACUAGACCCUAUCCUUCAUUUCAAAUUUUCAGAAGAUGUUAUCUCUCAAGUAAAAGGCUUACUUGGAGAAUUCCUAGAUGAUAGCUUUGUUGAUUCAGAAAUUUCAGAUCUUCCUCUCUUUGAUUCUUUUACAGCAAUAAUCAUUGAAGCAUUGCAGUAUUGAGAUUUAAUUCCUGCAAUUGAAGAGAACGAAGAUGUUAGAGAGACUAGACAACAGAUUGAGCUGAUUCAGAAGAUGAAAGAUCACCUAAGCAAGCUUAAGAGCAUUAUCCAAUAGUUAAUUUCAAUGUUUGUAGCUCGAAAU
This is a messenger RNA of Moneuplotes crassus, 2904 nucleotides long. The record is from the annotation of a GenBank genome assembly. NCBI's taxonomy places the organism in Eukaryota, Ciliophora, Spirotrichea, Euplotida, Euplotidae.